GUGGGCGCCCCCCCGCGCCUGACGAUGCCAGAGCCGGAGGGCGAGGAGGGCGAGGAGGGCGAGGAGGGCGAGGAGGGCGAGGAGGGCGAGGAGGGCGAGGAGGGCGAGGAGGGUGGCGGCGGCCGUGGUUUGGGCCAGGCCGAGCCCGCAGAGGUGCUGCAAGCGCAGGCUGCACAGGCGCGGGCUGCUGUGCCGCAGCUGUUGCCGCCAUCGCAGCAGCAGCAGCAGCAGCAGCAGCAGCAGCAGCAGCAGCAGAUGCCCCCACCAGCGAAGAUGCCGGCUGACCCUGACGUGGCCGCAGCAUUGACAGCCGCUAUCGAGGGCAUCAACCGCAUCUCGCUGACGCCGCUCCCGAUCAACAACCCAGUUGUCAAGCUGACCAGCAUGGACGCCCUGAUGGACAGCAUUCAGAGCAUGACAAUCAACUAG
This is a messenger RNA of Monoraphidium neglectum, 429 nucleotides long. RefSeq lists its product as hypothetical. The annotation marks the transcript as partial. The transcript has a single exon. NCBI's taxonomy places the organism in Eukaryota, Viridiplantae, Chlorophyta, Chlorophyceae, Sphaeropleales, Selenastraceae. The record is from RefSeq and is a predicted model, not a curated record.